AUGGGUUCUUCAAAGCGAUUGGCAAAACUCAUUUCCAUCAUUGCUUUUUCCACUUAUUUCUUUGUCAUCAUUUUUCAAGUUCCCAUUUUCAGUGUUCCAUGCAGAACCGGAAUCUGCAAGACACCAUUAGAAUUGACAUCUUCUCAAUUAAUUGCAAGUGAGGUUUUUCCUCUUUUCAUAGUGAAAUCUCUCAUCUACCCAGGAACAGUUGCAAAGGCUAUUUUCAAGCAGAAAACCAUCCCAAGUUACAAAAACUUGUUGCACAAUUUCAAUACAAGGACAAUCUCUGUUGACUCGGAACUCCAACGACUAGAGGUUCUUGCAGGAAGCUAUUUGUGUGUAGGAGGAGCAAUCUUGGGUCUGAUAAAACCAGGAAGAAUGGGACUUUUUGGAGUACUUCUUCUUAUGUUGGGUCUGAUCAGAGAACAUAUCAUGGGGAAAUCGGAUUUGACUCAUGCAAAGGGUAUUCAAAUCUAUCCAACCAUUUUUAUUGCUCUAGUCUCAGCAUUCUUCUCCAUUAAAAGCGAUGUUAGAGAGAUAAUUCAUACCUUUAAUCUAAAGCGUGCUGGGAAGGCAAAACAUUACUAA
Messenger RNA from Lathyrus sativus (Indian pea), 588 nucleotides. NCBI's taxonomy places the organism in Eukaryota, Viridiplantae, Streptophyta, Magnoliopsida, Fabales, Fabaceae. The record is from the annotation of a GenBank genome assembly.